GUGACCUAUGAGCCUUGCAGGAACCCUGGCACCCCGUCUUACAGCACCCAGAUCUCAGAGAAGCCUCUCUACCAGGCCGGGGAGAUGCUGCGCUUCUCCUGCCUCAGAGGCCAUGAGCUGCUGGGGGAGCCAGUCCUCCGCUGUGUCCCUGGACACCCUUCACAGUGGAGCAGCCUGCCCCCUGUCUGCAGAGGUAGGAACUGCGGACAUGUACUCCCCUGUGUGUGUAGUUCACUCUGGCAUUGUUCACAGUAGGUCAUGAUGAACAAUAUAUCUGUCUGUAUGUUUUAACACCUGUGUUCUGAUGUUCUCCAUUCCUUUACAGCCUCCUCAAAGGAGUUUAUAAAUGGACGCAGGUUAGACUGUAAGUGCCGUCAUGUCUGCAGAGCAAUCGUUAGAUCUUUCAAAUUAAAACAUGAAGUCAAGACCUAAUAAAAAAAUGAAAUACGGUACUUCCCAGCAACUUCAAGUGUGCUACAUUGAAGUGUGCAUCUUUAGGUUAUCAUAACAGUUGAGUGUGUCCCUGUUGAAUCCUCUACCUCUCUGCUCACCAGUUGCCAAUGCAGACUACAUCAUGGAGCGAGCCAAUAUAGCUCUAACAGUCUUUAUACCAGUGGCCCUCAUCAUGGUCUUCAUCAUCGGGAUCUACCUCUACUUCUCUAAGUAGGUCUAGUAUGUGUACUUUAUAUAGAUUAAAAAAUACUUUGAAAGUAUGAAAGCUAUCAUCAUCCAUCGUACCUAGUAGUCUAACCAGUGCUUGACUUUGACUGAAAUAGGUGCCGGUACUGAUUUUGGGUGCCGGUACUGUUUAUAUUUAGGUGCAGGAGCUCCACAAUACUUUUGAGAUAAUAUUCUAUAAAGAGGAACAGAAGCCCAAGCAGGAGAACGUUUGAGGUGCCGGUACUCAGCUCCAGUGAGCUCCUGCCCAAGUCAAGCACUGAGUCUAACCAAUAGCUAUAGACCCAACAGGUUCUGUUAUAAUGUUGUAAGUAUACUAUGCUGCCCUUGUGACACUAUGUGUGUGUUCUCUAGGGUUCAGGGGAAGCCUCUGUGUCUUCCCAUGUCAACCUCCUCACCAUAUGACCACAUCCCAGGAGAGUCCACCUUCGACAACUCCCUCUACGAAACAGAGACCACAGUACGUUCUGAUAUAGAGAUAUUCACUGGUUCUUUAAGAUGCCUGCUGGAAUUAUUAAGCCCCCCAAAAUUUUGA
Molecule: messenger RNA, 1213 nt
Organism: Coregonus sp. 'balchen'
Lineage: Eukaryota; Metazoa; Chordata; Actinopteri; Salmoniformes; Salmonidae
Source: the annotation of a GenBank genome assembly